Aspergillus melleus is the source of this 1533-nucleotide messenger RNA. Its product is annotated as DUF1996 and WSC domain-containing protein. The record is from RefSeq and is a predicted model, not a curated record. The transcript has 4 exons. Lineage: Eukaryota; Fungi; Ascomycota; Eurotiomycetes; Eurotiales; Aspergillaceae. Bases 1 to 1533 code for a protein of 510 amino acids.
AUGCGCGCGAUAUCGUUCCAAAGUGCCCCUCUGUGGCUUUCAGCUUUGCUGGUUGCCCCAGGGGAAGCGUUCUUUCGCAUGCCUUGUCCGAGUCGCUUGGUCCAAGAGCGUGCUGAUCCCAUCGUGAACCCGGGAGCUGUGGCUGCCCAUGUGCACACAAUUUCAGGGGGCAGCGGUUUCUCGUUUGAUAUGGACUAUGAGGAUGCGCGAGCAUCACAGUGCUCGUCUUGUCCAAUCAAGCAGGAUCUGUCUAAUUACUGGACGCCUACGCUUUACUACCACGCCGAAAAUGGGAGCUUCAUCAGCGUUUCCCAGGCCGGUGAUGGAGAUGGGAUGACCGGCGGGAUGACGGUAUAUUAUUUACAGAGACCUGGCCCGAAUGAUGACAAACUUCAUGCCUUCCCCAAAGGAUUCCGAAUGCUCGCGGGCGACCCCAUGAAGCGGAACAAUACCGAUGACUUCGAAUCUCAGGCGGUUAGCUAUGUCUGUCUGGACUAUAAUGGCCCUGCAAAGUCGGAGACAAACGCUUUCCCUGAUUACAAUUGUCCCGACGGCCUUCGUGUGCAACUGUUCUUCCCUUCCUGUUGGGAUGGAAAGAAUCUCGAUUCUCCUGAUCACCGCUCUCAUAUGGCCUAUCCUGUCUCUGGCGCUUAUAACAAUGGUGCUUGUCCCAAAACCCACCCGGUACAUAUGGUGUCGCUUUUCUAUGAGGUUAUUUGGCAAACAAAUAAAUUCUCCGAUCAAUGGUAUGGAGAAAAUCAGCCAUUCGUCUUUGCUCACGGUGAUCCAACGGGAUAUGGAAUGCAUGCCGACUUUGUGAAUGGGUGGGAUGUGGAUGUCUUGCAGAAGGCGGUGGAUGUCUGUCUGAACGACAGUGGGCGCAUUGAGGACUGUCUCACCCCCGACGGAGAAUCAGUUUUCGAAUUCUUCACCGGCGAGGAGUGCCAAGCCUGUAGUGUACCCUCCUAUGUCGACGAGCAGAUUGACGGCAUCCUCGAGAAGCUCCCCGGUUGUAAUCCGGUGACUCAUGGACCGGAGCGGGCUGAGCAUGUUUCCUGCACCACAACUCCCAUAGGCAAGGCGGCUCCAUACUUCACUGACCUCACUGAGAAGGCAUGGGAAUACGUGGGCUGUGGAAUAGACAAGUAUGACAAUCGCACGUUCGCAGGGGAAUCAACUCGCGACGACAAAAUGACUGUGGAGCGCUGCGUGGAAUUCUGCACUAGCAAAGGCUUCGAUUACGCUGGCCUGGAAUAUUCAUCUGAGUGCUACUGCGAUAAUUCGAUCCCGGCUGAUCGGCGUCCGAAAAAGGGUUUUAUGGGAAAUUGCCAGAUGGCAUGCUCGGGCGAUAAAGCCCAGUUCUGUGGCGGUGGUAGCUCCAUGUCCAUCUACCAUAAAUGCAAUGGUGAGGGCAAAUGCGAGAAUAACGAGGGUGGCUCGCCUGGGAAGCUGAAGAACAACACGGAGACGGCUAGGAUCAAGCAGCACUUGCACCGGCAUGCCGAAAGCAAUCUUCAUCGGCUUUCCAUUUAA